Molecule: messenger RNA, 3575 nt
Organism: Sitophilus oryzae (rice weevil)
Lineage: Eukaryota; Metazoa; Arthropoda; Insecta; Coleoptera; Curculionidae
Gene: Nup133
Product: nuclear pore complex protein Nup133
Exons: 11
Coding region: 100-3480 (1126 amino acids)
Biological process (GO): protein import into nucleus; poly(A)+ mRNA export from nucleus; transcription-dependent tethering of RNA polymerase II gene DNA at nuclear periphery
Cellular component (GO): nuclear pore outer ring
Molecular function (GO): structural constituent of nuclear pore; protein binding
Source: RefSeq, a predicted model, not a curated record
AGACAGAAAAAAGUAGGGUUAAGGUUUUAGCGGUUUUUAAAAAUAUUUAAGCAUACUUUUAAUGUUGUAAUUUGUGUUUUGAUAAUUUAAUAUAACAAAAUGGAAAGACAUAAUCCUAUGACACCUAAAUCUAGAAGUAGCCGGCAAAGUAGUAUAUAUGGUCGAGACAUGCGUCCAAGAGUGUCUGCUGUUAAUACUGUUUUAAAAACACCUUUACAUAUCGUAGAAAGGUAUGGAAUGCCAGUCCCAGUUUUAAUAGAAGAAGCUUUUGCAUUUUCUGAUAGAAAUGCAAUUAUAACAGCUAAGAUCUCAGACUGUGGAUAUGCUUGGGUUGUUUGCGGUAGAAAGUUGUUAAUGUGGCAAUUUCAGCUGUCUUAUCUAGGGAAUUCUCCCAAGCAAAGAAAGUUUCCUAUUUGCUAUGAACUAAGACUACCUCAAAGUGAUCUUGCACAUCGUGCAGAACUAGUAGCUGUAUUUUUUAAUAGAAAUGCAGUUCAUCCAUCAUGUGUAGCUGUCUCUCCAGAAGGAAUGGUCAGAUAUUGGUCAGAUGUUACCCAAGACCACUGCUCUGUUGAUAAACAUGUAGAUUUAAAUGGCCAAGAAUGUGAUAGUCUUAUUUAUAUUGGUGUAAUGGGUUGUGUAUUUGUAACAACAACCUGUACUGUAGUUUUGGUACAACACAAGCAGGGAUAUUAUGGACCAGAAAUCCACUGCAAAACUUUGAAAACAUCUUCCAGCUGGUUGGGAGGGAUAAGCAGAAGGGUAUCUUCAAUAUUUUUUGGACCUAUGUCUGCUGAUCAAGGAAAUGAAACAAGAAUCAUUCGGCUUCUGUCUGUACCUGGCAUACAACAGAUUGUUGCAGUCUAUGUGUUGGCUGGUCUAACUUUUCAAAAAUGGUUACUAUCAGAUCAGGAAACUGAACAACUAAUUUGGACUACAGACUUAUCUAGGUCAAUAAGGGAUGCCUUUAGACUGAACGUUAAUCAUUGGGAUGGAUCUGAUUACAUGGAUGUCGAUAUAUGGAUAUUAGACAUACAAACUGAUCGUGAUGGAGUACUUAUGUUAUGUGCUGCUGUCAAUCUCCAUAUGUCUCCUCAAGUUUACUAUGCUAUGGCCUCCUUAUCCACUCAAGGUGCAAAUCCGCCUACUCAACUAAAAGACUUUUUAUUACUAAAUUUAAUGAGUCUAUAUAAUGAUGAUAAUCCAGGUGAUGCUUUGAGUUGGAGGUUUAUCAUGUCUGGGAGCAAUGCCUAUGUUUAUGGUCCGAAAGUCAUAACAGUGAUAAAACCUCAGGAAGAAGUUGAUACUCUAGCAUUUCAUAACGCUAAUGAUCAUCUAUUCAAUGGUGCAACGUGUUCUGGUCAUCCCAUAUUCUUUUCAAAGCAACAUGGACUAGUUACAAUAAGUACUACUGGAGUUGAUAUGAGUUUAUCUCUUACACCUCACACAUCAAUUUUGGAAACAUCCCUCCAUGAUCAGUCUUUGGCUACCAACAAUCUCUCUGUAUAUCACAUGAAUCCACAUGAAAUGUAUACUGCUCAUAGAGAUACAGCUGGUCAGCUGAAAGCAGCCUUUAUAUUUCAUGUUAAAAACGAAUUGACUGAAUGUUAUGAUGUGGUAAAUAAACUCUUUCCUAGUGAUAUACCUUUAGUACCUGGCUUUGAUGGACCUUUAGAUACAGCUGUAGUAAAAAUAGGUUGCGAUAUUUUGGAUGAUAUACCUGCAGGAGAUCCAAGAUGGACUCACGGGGAAAGAAGCAGGCAAGGAGUUGGGAGUUCUCAUUCAAUGCUUGUCAUGCAUCAGCUUGUAGACAAGCAAAAAGCUUUCACUCUUUUUCUUAACUUUCUUAAAGAGUCAGGUCUAUGGGAUAAAUUAGCUGGAAUCACUGUGAAGGACAACCAAAUGACUACGAUACAUAGACUAGCUGAGUUUGCAGAAAAGAACACUGCAGCCAUUGUAAUGAAAGGUUUACCAAUAACAUAUAUGUUUGAAACUACUUUGGGGAGUGUUGUGAAACAUUACAAUACCGAAACUGGCUCUAAUCUUUCCAACCAAGACAUAUUUUUUAGAGAAGUUAGUAGAAUCCAUGAGGGUAUUAAUUGCCUGUCGAAAAUAUGUGAAGAUAUUGCACAUUCAGGAUCUGGUCCUAUGAAUGUUUCUGCAGCUAUUCAAGAAGCAAACAGUAUAAUCCUCAGUGUUCUAACAGAGGUUCUUCAAUACAGAAAACAACAAAAAGUAUUCUUUAACUUAACAGAUGUGGCGAAUUCACUGAAACUAGAAUAUCUCCCAUGGACCGCUGCUGCGGGUUCAGAAGGCUUAGCUGAUUCACUAAUGUUGCAGCAUUCACUCACAAUAAAUUAUGGUUUAAAAUUAACCACUCAAGCUCAAGAAGAUUUAAGGGCACAACUGAUAGAUAACUUUGUCCUAUUGACAGAUGUUAUUUUGGAUGGAAGAAAAAAUCAUUUAGCCAGUGUCGCGCCUGGUGGCAGAGAAAAAGUUCUAUAUAAACAGUAUUGUUCUGAUAGACAUAAGUUGAUCAAGCCAUUAGUUGAAGAGAAAGCAUAUGAGAGGGCUGCAAUGUUGGCAGAAAAAUAUCUAGAUUUUGAGAUUCUUAUGACAGUAUGUGAACGUAUAGACAGUGAAGAUAGAUUAAACGAAUACAUGCGCAGAUUUAAAGAUACGGGAUUUCCAGAAUUUGUCUAUAGUUGGCAUCUGAAACAUGGAAAGCCAGCAAAACUGAUAGACAGGUAUCGCCGUGUUGGUGGUCAAGUUCCCGAAGGCCAAAACAGGCUGAGUAAAUUCUUAGUGUCCUAUCCAGAAAUUGGUUGGAUUCAACAAAUUUUCGAUAAAGACUUUUCGGCAGCUGCUGAAACUUUAAAAAUACUUGGAGAAAAGGAAUCGGAACGUGUCACUAAACAGAAGACCGCAUUUAGUCUUAGCAAGCUUGCUAAACUAGCUGCACCCAAUUCUGAGGACACAAACAAACACUUGGACGAAAUCAACAAGCGUUUGGAAUUAAUAGCAUAUCAAGAGCAAGUCCCUGACUAUGUGCUUCAACAGUAUGGUUUUGAUGCAAUAAACCCUAGAGUUUUGCACCCCAAAGACUUAAUUGCCUUAUAUACAUGUACUGAAUACACAGACGCGACAGAAGUUGACUUCAGAAAAGCCCUAGAUGUCGCUAAAUAUAUUUCCGAUGAGUACGAAAAAAUUGAACUUGUCUUACAAAUAUGGAGAGCAGCAUUAUUGAGAGACACUUGGGAAUUCCCUAACUUAGAUUCGCCAUUGGAGUGUCUUCAGGCUACCUUGUUUUUCAAAAUCGUCGAUUUGUCUAUUGUUCUAGGGGCGGAUCCAACUAACUUGCUUCCUCCUCUUGACAUGCUGAUUGAUGAUACCUCCCUAAAUGAUCUAAAUGAUAACAAGAAUUUCCAGUCUCUUUUGAAAAUGGGCUAUGAACAUUUUCACAGGACUCAGUUGUUAUAAGUAUUAUUAAGUCGUUAAUUAAGUUAAUAUUUUCGUUACAAAUUAUUCAUGUAAAGUAGUUUUGUAUGCAUUAUUAAAUUUUUGAAAUAAAAAUA